UAUCACUUAUUCCUCGAUAAAUACCACACAAAAACCUUCAGAAUGCGACUGCAAAUCAAUCACCAAAUGGAAAAGCUCAGAAGAUCGUCGAAAAAGAAGUCCGACAUCGCCUGCAAGAAGCACCCGAAACACCAACAAUCGCCGGGCGUUUGCUCCUUGUGCUUGAAGGAAAAGCUAGAACGAGUUGCUCAGAAGCUCUCAACUUAUUCUGUUCCCUACUUGCGUAGAACUUUUUCCGCUUCUCCUUCUACGACUUCUUCUUUAUCUUCGCAUUACUCGUCUUCUUCGGGUUCUUCUUCGUCUCCAGCGCCAGGUUACGAGCAAAAGGGUUCGACGAUAACUUGGUUGUUGAGUGGUGAAAGUAAUGUUCUUCGUAAAAGUAGGUCGCUAGUGAAUUACUUUCCGAGACGAAAGAGAGAGCUGGGCAGUGAAGAGAAGAAGAAGAGUGGGUUUUGGACGAAGUUGCUUCGUCCCAGAAGUAAGCGGAGGGAAGAAGGCUUGGUACAGUCUAGGACUGUGAGAGAGAUCAGGGUGCCAAAUAGGGUACUUUAAACUUUGAAGGCCAGAAUUUAUUUUUUUUAAUUUUAUAUUUGUUGUUAUUUUUCCUAUUCUUGAAAGAUUUGAAUGUACGUAGCAGACUUAUUAUCACAAUUUUGCAUCAGAAAGCUGAUCACAGAGGAAAAAGGAUCAAAAGAUUUUAUUAUUAAUUUUUGCAUA
Molecule: messenger RNA, 717 nt
Organism: Pyrus x bretschneideri (Chinese white pear)
Lineage: Eukaryota; Viridiplantae; Streptophyta; Magnoliopsida; Rosales; Rosaceae
Exons: 1
Coding region: 43-552 (169 amino acids)
Source: RefSeq, a predicted model, not a curated record